Molecule: messenger RNA, 600 nt
Organism: Aphanomyces astaci
Lineage: Eukaryota; Oomycota; Saprolegniomycetes; Saprolegniales; Verrucalvaceae
Exons: 4
Coding region: 1-600 (199 amino acids)
Source: RefSeq, a predicted model, not a curated record
AUGUGCGACGGCACCCGAGCCCAGCACUUCCACCAGAACGCCCACUACGCUAAGAACAACCACUACCUAUGCUGCGACAAGACGAGGACCAAGUGGUACUGCAUGACCAUCGCCCAGGCUCAAGCACGGGCUAUCCAUUUCACUCUCGGCAAACCAGCCACACGCACGACCGCCCUGACCAGCCAUACGCACGACCGCCCUGGACAAGUCCGUUGUACAGCACGCCAUCUGCAAGUCGAUCCAUACAAGACACAACUCAAGGUGCACAAGUGCCCAAGCGUCAAUGACCAAGACAUGACGUUCCCCGUCAAGAUGGCACUCACGACCGCGACCGGACUUUUCCAAGGUACAGCGGCGGCAACCGUGGCCGAGAACGGACCAUUCACGGACGUGGUGGCGGCUGCCAUUCCCGUGACCGGGCCAUUUGAGUGCACGGUGGCGGCUGUUCGUGACCGGACCAUUGUUGAGACUCGACCAGGGGUGUACUUGAAGACGCCGACUUCAAAUCCGCCAACAGUUCAUGCCGAAGGAGCUCAAACGAAGCGUGCAUCAUCCCAAUUGUUACUGGGGUUGAGUCACUUGUUGGGGCCCGACCGCUGA